This is a messenger RNA of Thamnophis sirtalis, 1144 nucleotides long. Lineage: Eukaryota; Metazoa; Chordata; Lepidosauria; Squamata; Natricidae. The record is from RefSeq and is a predicted model, not a curated record.
GAAAAAAGUAUAAAUAAAAUAUAUAUUUAAAAAAAGGAGGUCAAUUUUUGGACUUCUCGGGUGAGUUAAUAUUGAAACAUCUAUAGCAUUUUUCAAGUACAUCAUUUAAUUAGUUCAGCUUGCAAAACAUAUUUUGGAUAUUAAGAAUCUUGCCAUGAAAUUUCCUGUGUGUACAUAUAAUUCCAUGAUUUAGCGGUUGUCUAUACUAGGUUCAAGCUGUACUGUGUAAGAAUGUGAUACCACAAUUAUGUACUUCUAUACCUUUAUUGUUUAACUCCCUAGAGUCAGAAAUUAUUUUCAAAAACUUCAUAUUUGUUUCAUUACAAGUUUCAUAUAGCAUGGUUAAAUAGUCCUGUUCCCACCUUUUGGUUCUUAAUUGAAAAAUCAAAUGUUUGCUUUAAAAAUUAACAUUUGUCUCUCAUCAUUUCAUUAUUUUUAAAUUUUGCCUUGUCGAAGGAACAGUUAUUUAGGAAAACAAAUCUUGUGUAAUUUUGGAUGAUUACUUAAAUAGUGACCUAUAUUAAUAAUAUUCCAUCCAUCAUAGGUAGAUUUUGAUACUUGACAUAGAUUUAUAUUUCAGACAAAAAAUAUUCAAAUAAUCCUAAUUACUUCUUCUAGGAUUUGAAACAAAACUUCAGACAGGGAUCCUUGGGACCUGACACAAUGGAGACGGAAAGUGAGCAGAAUUCAAAUUCAGCCAGUGGCAGCUCAGGCUCUGGUGCAAGCACUCGCCCACAGAUAUCGCAAAUGACUCUCUACGAGCGGCAGGCAGUGCAGGCCCUUCAAGCACUACAGCGACAACCCAAUGCAGCCCAAUACUUUCAUCAAUUUAUGCUUCAACAACAGCUCAACAGUGCUCAACUUCACAGUCUGGCUGCAGUCCAGCAGGCCACAAUUGCAGCCAGCAGACAGGCAGGCUCUCCAAACACAAGCUCCCCUCAGCAGACAGCCACCACACAGGCUUCAGUAAGUAGAGUGAUUCAUGAUCGUUUGUUUGGAUACUUUCUUGAUUAGGAGUGGAUAUUUUCAUACCUAAGUCUGGCAUUUUGGAGUCUGGAAAAAGUGUUUGCUGUGUGGGUGGAGAAUAAUAUUAGAAAGAAAAAUGAAAAGUAUCUAUUUUGGAGAAAUAAUGGUUAGUGUGUGU